Messenger RNA from Arabis nemorensis, 1914 nucleotides. NCBI's taxonomy places the organism in Eukaryota, Viridiplantae, Streptophyta, Magnoliopsida, Brassicales, Brassicaceae. The record is from the annotation of a GenBank genome assembly.
AUGUUGCCUCUUUCGCUGACAAGGAAGAAGAACAUACUUGGCUUCACGGUUAACUUCUUGAGCCGAUGCAAGAUCUUACCCAGAAGAAGCCACACGAUUUCUCUCUCCCGAAACAACUCCGUAUGCGUCGUCACUCAUGAGGAGUUAUCACAGGGAAACUAUAACGAUGAGUUUACAAAUCUUGCAGCUUCGGACUUUAUCGAAAUCUUGCAGCUUUGUGCUGGAAACGGAGAUGUUAUGGAAGCGAAAGCUUGCCACGGGAAGAUUAUACGUAUUGAGUUGCAGGGAGAUGUUACUCUGUCGAAUGUUCUUGUUAAUUGUUAUUCCAAGUGUGGUUUUGUUGAGCUUGCUCGCCAAGUGUUUGAUGGAAUGCUUGAGAGAAGCUUGGUUUCUUGGAACACCAUGAUUGGUUUGUAUACCCGGAACAGAAUGGAGUCAGAAGCAUUAAAAAUUUUUUUGGAGAUGCGAAACGAAGGGGUUAAGUUUAGCGAAUUCACCAUCUCGAGUGUUCUUUCUGCUUGUGGGGCUAAUUGCGAUGCAUUGGAAUGUAAGAAUUUGCAUUGUUUGUCAUUGAAGACAUGUCUUGACUUGAAUUUGUAUGUUGGUACUGCUUUGCUUGAUCUUUAUGCAAAAUGCGGGUUGAUCAAGGACGCUGUGCAGGUUUUCGAGUCUAUGCAGGACAAAAGUUCAGUCACAUGGAGUUCUAUGGUAUCAGGUUAUGUUCAGAACAAGAAUUACGAAGAGGCUCUGCUUCUUUACCGUCGAGCUCAGAGAAUGGGCUUAGAGCAGAAUCAGUUUACAUUAUCUUCAGUAAUUUGCGCUUGCUCAAAUCUCGCAGCUUUAAUAGAAGGGAAACAGAUGCAUGCUGUUAUACGCAAAUCCGGUUUUGGUUCGAAUGUCUUUGUGGCAUCCUCUGCAGUUGAUAUGUAUGCUAAAUGCGGAAGAUUGAGAGAGUCUUAUAUUAUCUUCUCAGAAGUGCAAGAGAAGAAUAUUGAGCUUUGGAACACGAUCAUAUCGGGGUUUGCAAAGCAUGCUCGUCCUAAGGAAGUGUUGAUUUUGUUUGAGAAAAUGCAGCAAGAUGGAAUGCAUCCAAAUGAGGUUACUUUUAGCUCCUUGUUGUCAGUUUGUGGUCACACGGGUUUAGUCGAGGAAGGAAGAAGAUUUUUCAAACUCAUGAGUACCAAUUACGGUCUAUCGCCUAACGUGGUUCAUUACUCAUGUAUGGUUGAUAUUCUUGGUCGGACUGGGCUAUUGUCUGAAGCAUAUGAGUUGAUAAAGUCUAUUCCUUUCAACCCCACUGCUUCCAUUUGGGGUUCUCUUCUUGCUUCUUGUCGAGUCUACAAAAAUCUCGAACUGGCAGAGGUUGCGGCCAAGAAACUAUUCGAACUAGAACCAGAAAAUGCCGGUAAUCACAUCUUACUAUCCAACAUCUACGCGGCAAACAAACAGUGGGAAGAAAUCGCCAAAUCAAGGAAGCUUCUCAGGGACUGCGACGUGAAAAAAGUGAGAGGAAAAAGUUGGAUUGAAAUCAAGGACAAGGUCCACAUUUUCAGUGUUGGAGAGAGCGGUCAUCCGAGAAUCCGUGAUAUCUGUUCGAUGUUAGACAAUCUGGCAAUCGAAUUGAGGAAGUAUGGUUAUAAACCAAACGUAGAACACGAGCUGCACGACGUGGAGGAAUGGAAGAAAGAGGAGCUUUUGAUGCAGCAUAGUGAGAAGCUGGCUUUGGUUUUUGGUUUAAUGUGUUUACCAGAAGGUUCUACUGUGAGGAUCAUGAAGAACUUGAGGAUAUGUGUGGAUUGUCACGAGUUCAUGAAAGCUGCAUCAAUGGCUACAAAAAGAUUUAUCAUUGUUAGAGAUGUUAAUAGGUUUCACCAUUUUAGUGAUGGUCAUUGUUCUUGUAAGGAAUUUUGGUGA